ACAAGGUGUUCGUGAUCCUGCCUGAUGACCCGAUCCAGCCUGGUGCCUCGUUGCCCGUGGUCCGGCCUGGUGCCUCGGUGCCCGUGGUCCGGCCUGGUGCCUCGGUGCCCCGCUGUCCUGCCAGAUGACUCGGUGCCCGCUGUCCUGCCAGAUGGCUCGGUGCCCGCUGUCGAGCUUGGUGACCCGAUGCCCGCGGUUAUGCUAGAUGGCUCGGUGCCCGAUGUCGUGCCAGAUGACUCGGUGCCCGCUGUCGUGCCAGAUGACUCGGUGCCCGCUGUUGUGCCAGAUGACUCGGUGCCCGCUAUCGAGCUUGGUGACUCGGUGCCCGCUGUCGUGCCGGAUGACUCGGUGCUCGCUGCCUCGCCUGAUGGCCCGGUGCCCGCUGCCCAGCCUGACGUGCCUCUGCCUGCUGCUCUCUACCUGCAUAUACCUCUG
Messenger RNA from Staurois parvus, 435 nucleotides. Lineage: Eukaryota; Metazoa; Chordata; Amphibia; Anura; Ranidae. The record is from the annotation of a GenBank genome assembly.